UCAUCACCAACACCACCAACACUAACACCACCUCUACUGCUGCUGCUGCUGCUGUGACAGGAGGCUGAGAAACAGAGCAACAGAAGGAAUAAACCUUUAUUAUCCUCCUCCUCCUCUUCCUCCUCUUCCUCCUCUUCUUCUUCUUCUUCUGUCUCUGCUGAGCGGAGAUGCGCGCUGCUGGAGGCUGCUGGUGAAUUAUAAUAAGGAGGAUAGGAAGCCACCAUGAACGAGACAGCCUGUCUUUUCUCUCCUUGCACGUUUAAUUAAUUAAAGCAGCUUUUUUUUAUUCUGGGGAGGAUUUAUCCCAGUGCUGGUGCUGGUGCUGGUUCUGGUUCUGGUUCUGGUGCUGGUGCUGUCCGUGCAGGAAUGAUUUUUCUCGGCUUGGUUUUGCUACAGAGGACCAUGGAGACCUCCGGAGCCAUCGGUCAUGCUCUCUGGUGAGGGCGUGGCUGGGAGCGAGAGUUGUAAAGUCCCCAGAGUUACAUCACAUGGAGGUCAAAGGUCAUCUGAUCACGUCCAUGGGUUUGGGGGCUCCUGAUGUUCAAGGCUGCCAGGACAGCAAGCUGCAGGCUGAGAGGGUUGCAGCUCUGCAGGAGAGGAAGCAGGCCCUGGAGGCGCUCCUCAACACCAGAGUGGGAGAGCUCAAACACGUCUGUCUGCAGGAAGCAGAGCUGACUGGGAAGUUGCCACAUGCUUUCCCCCUGGAGACGGGAGAGAAACCCCCACCGGUGCUGCGCAGGACUGGCCAUGCGCCCAACACCAAGGCAGAGGAUGAGGCUGCCCAAAGAAAGCAGAUGAAAGCCAUCUUCACCGGUGCUCUGUACCGACACUCAGAGUCAGACCGAAACAUCCCAAACAGCAAGAGGACGGUUCAUCGGGGGUGUCACACAGAGGACACUGUCAUGUCAGAGAGUACAAGCUCCAUGUCAGAUUCAACAUCCCAUGACAAUGAGUCCUCUCCCAGUGUGGUGGCUGACCAGCGCUCUCUAUCUCAGCCCCGGCUCACCGUGGGCAGCCCCGACCACAGGAUCAGCAGGAAGCUGUCGCCGGUCGAGAUUUACUACGAGAUGAGGACGCGCCGCAACUCUGUCACGAGCUCCGUUAGCCCGACUCACUCAUUACCAAGAAGUGCGUCUAACAUCGAAGGUAGAAGUGUUCCAGCUACUCCUCUGUUGGCCCGAACCGCUCCGAUCAGCGUUCACGUCAGGUCGGAUGCGUCGGGUGGUAACGGGUUGAAGCAGUGGUCUGGCAGCCUGGAUGUGCCCUAUAUGAUUCCACUGGCCCAGGAGGGCUCUUCUUCCGACCGGCGAGGCUGCCCUUACAGCUCCCGGGCCAGGCGCAGCAACAGCUCCGAGGCCCUGCUCGAUAGAUCGAGCCUCCCCGACGAUCCUGCUCCCAGAAACGGGAUGCCCCCCAGAGGAGGGCCCUACAAGAGCUCAGAGACACUGACUGAUGGCAAGCUGCGACACAUUCACCUGGGCAGCCCCGAGAGACACGUUGACGGCACUGUGGACCAGGCCAAACUGCGUCUGUCCAUGGGCGACAGAGCGUCAGGCGGAGGCUACAACGAGCUACUGAUGGACUAUAUCUGGGGGAAACAGCAGAGGAUGCAAGUGCAGCACCACCUGUACCAGUCCACAGGCAGGAUCUGGCAGGACAUGUCCUCUCCUCGCUCCUCCACGGCGGCGGCACCUCCCCACGCCAACGGAUUUUCCCAUUCCCAGGUGAACCUCCCCAGCGCUGCGCCUCCUUACAGCCCCAUGGUCCUCCGAGGGUCCCAAGCUGAGCUGCGCAGGGUCAAAGUCACCAGAACCAAAUCUUGUGGACCCUUUAUUCCUUUGCAGCAGCAUCCCCAGGAUGGCAUCCUGCUGUCAGCGUACGAGUCUCCCCUUCCCGCCUCUGGCACCACCACGUCCUCCAUUCCCAACCUGCACCCCUACCAGACGGAGCUGUCUGGCACCACCUUCGGCCGCAGACCCCCACAGUUCUCUCUCCCGACCCCAGAGGACUCGACGCGAAGCUUGCAUAAAGCCCUGGCUCUGGAGGGACUGAGGGACUGGUACCUGAGGAACGCCCUUGGCUAUCCUCCUGCUGCCCCAAAGGGCCACGAGGCAGGGAUCUCUCGUCUCUCACACCCCCACCCGCUGGUGCACCAGGCCCAGUCUGUUCAAGGUGAACCAGCCAACCUCCACAGGUCUCAGAUACCCCAGUCAGCCAGCUUCCAUGGUCAUCCGCUGCAUGGAAGGGAUAUAAUGAACUUUCAACGACCUCCUUCUCCAAGCUCCCGACCAUGAUUCAUACUUUUUAUUUCAUGAAGAUGUAUUCUCUCUGUGGCUUUACCCUUCUUCACUUCCUGCCUCUUGUUUGUGGAGUGCUGUAGCUGUAUUGAUUUGUCUCGCCUCCCCAACAGGUCGAUGGAGUUCUCGCUCUAUCAGGAGAAUCCUCAUCCACAGAUGCAAGAGGCGACCCCAAAGGAACCCAGUGCAGACCCAGGCACCCUAGUCUGAAGCAGCAGAACACACACACACACACUACAUUAUCUGAGCAAAAACACUGUAGCCUCACACACACAUUCACUCAGACUCACACACAGACAAACUGACACAAUGUGACCUCAACAGCAAAAGCAAAACACGGCAACCUCAGCAGAAAGAGACUGGAAUAUAAUGACAAACUGUAGCUGUACAGUGUGAAAAAAAGCCUUGGCAAGUUCCCCGUGUUCUAACUGAUCCCACCAAUAUACUGUAUGAACUUCAAACCCAGUAGUCCUACAUGGAUGUACACUGGAGUUGACUCAUCUAAUAACAAUAUGGUCAUGCUGUACAAUAUAUCGAUAUUUCUGGUCCAACACGAGCAGUGAAACCCUUCCUAUAAUAACCCUGAAAAGUCUCCCGAGAUAUACUUUUUUACAGAAUAUAUACAACUCUAAAUUACUAUUUUGUAUCUUCUGAGAUAUAAAGAACAGCUAUAUUAAAGAGGUAAUUUAUUGCUCAUUAAUCUUGUGAUAUACAAAGAUGUUAUAUGAGCUCUCAUCAUCGUUUGAAAAGUAUUAAUACAUGCCAGUGAAUGUGUGUUUGUAACAUAAACUGUAUAUAUAGAUGGACUGUACAAAAGUGAAGCCAAAAUAGCCCGGUUACGGGGGGCUGGAGGCGCGGUAUCCAGGUCCCGCCUACAUACCCGCCUGAGCCAAUCACGAGCCGAGCAUGGCCACAGCUUGCUAGCGUGAGCCACCUAGCAGCUACAUUAGUACCACGGUAGUUGUUUGGCUAGAAAGACACAACAACUCCACCGUGAUAUCUCUAUAACUACAUUUAUGAUCAAAUUGACACAUGACGGUUAUGGAAAGUUAAAGUUACAUCUCCUCUCUCGGACAAUUCCCGAGUCUCCAACUACGCGACUUUCCUCAGAGCAGCUGUCAAUCACAGCUGUCAAUCAUAACACCUUUUUAUAGCAUUAAAUAACUAAUUAAAAACAAAUUUAUCAGAAAAAUUAACACUUGAACAUACA
This is a messenger RNA of Sebastes umbrosus (honeycomb rockfish), 3507 nucleotides long. RefSeq names its product coiled-coil domain containing 120 (gene ccdc120). Lineage: Eukaryota; Metazoa; Chordata; Actinopteri; Perciformes; Sebastidae. The coding region runs from base 489 to 2294 and encodes 601 amino acids. The record is from RefSeq and is a predicted model, not a curated record. The transcript is spliced from 10 exons.